This is a messenger RNA of Schistosoma rodhaini, 1225 nucleotides long. NCBI's taxonomy places the organism in Eukaryota, Metazoa, Platyhelminthes, Trematoda, Strigeidida, Schistosomatidae. The record is from the annotation of a GenBank genome assembly.
CAAAUUUGAAUUGACAAGUGAACCAUUGCUAGGUUAUCGUGAACAUAACUUGCCAAUUAUGCACAGAUCAGCGGGAAGCUGCCAUGUGAACGCGACUAAAGUUGUUUAAAAGGUUCUAGAUAUCGGAGUGUCCGCAGAGGCUUUUAUGACUUCAAGGUCAUGGCCAGAAUUUUAAAGUCUUGAGCAUACUGAAAUAUUACACUUCAAAUUUUAAAAAACUAACUCAUGUUUUAUCCAACGAAACAUAAUAUUCUUCGUAGGCAGAAGCUUAGAUCUACCCAACAUGGUGCGAAUUUGCACCACUCUGCUGACCAACUACUCUGGAAAAAAUCUUCGUAUCAUCGAUAUAGGAAUACCUUCAUUUACCACAGCAGUCCUUCCGUGAGAAUAAAUUCUAGGAUCAUACAAUUGUGUCUGGGAAUCAUCAAAAUGGUCAACUCACAUUAAUAGCAUAUAAAGAUGCUAUUCAAAUCUUAAAAAAUAACUUGAUCUGUGAUUGUGACAGUGGUGGUGAGUGGUUUAUUGAUGAGUUUGUCGGAUAUCCUGACGAAUUGGAAAUGGUCUACAGAAAGCCAAUACUGCUUGGCGAAUCAAAUACCAGCCGUUUAUUAACAAGUGAAUCUUUAUUAUCGGAUGAGAUUUUAGCAGAGUAUCGUAUAGUUUUUAGCCAUAGCUAUCAAGUACCUGUUCUUUUAAUGCGUUUUCAGACAAAAAGUGGCCGUUUAUUACAUCAUGACAAAUUAUGGAGUGAAAAUUUCCGUUCAUCUGUGUUUCCUCUUUCUGAAGUACCACUACCCCUACAUGCCCUUAGUGAAAUCGAACAUCCGCACCUUGGAAUCCCGUUUUACGAGUUUCAUCCUUGUAAAACUGCAGACCUCAUGAGGGAAGUAUUUUAUUCACAACCUACUCAACUUAACGAUCCGGUGAAAUACAUGAUUAUGUGGUUAAGUUUAAUCGCUUCUCCAUUUGGACUUCAUCUUCCACAAAAAUCGAUACCAACAUAAAUCUUUGAUAGGAUCUCUAGUACCUCUCAAAACUUAUGUAUAACUAAUAAGUUUCUUAUUGUAUUCAUAUUUUGUAAAUUAAUCUAUUUUCAGUUAUUAAAUUAAAAUGUUGUCUUCACAUUGCCCUUGUCUUUAGUUAUUUGGCGAUUGAAUUGGUCUACAGUGUGAAUUUUUCAUUUCAUUUGUUAGCAAAACAAUAAUAAUAUUUUCUUUCACUCGUA